Messenger RNA from Lachancea meyersii CBS 8951, 570 nucleotides. The record is from the annotation of a GenBank genome assembly. Lineage: Eukaryota; Fungi; Ascomycota; Saccharomycetes; Saccharomycetales; Saccharomycetaceae.
AUGAGACCCUCAGACGUGCCCAUCCCCAGCUCGCCCACCGCACCCUUCCCUCUCACCACCCCGUUCUGCGACGUGGUGGCCGGGUUCGGUCGCGGGUCCGCACAGCUCGGCAUCCCCACGGCCAACGUCCCAGCUGAACAACUGCCCGAGGACUUCGACAGCCUCGCUCUCGGGGUAUAUUUCGGUUUCGCCAGGCUCCAGCCCACCUCAAACGACGAAGACGACGACCACCACCACCACCCACACCAGGCCCGUCCCGAUGGUUCCCACGUCCACUUCAACAACGGCUCCCGGCUGGCCACCGAGGACCUCCAGACCCUGCCUGUCGUGCUGUCCGUUGGCAUGAACCCGUUCUACCACAACCAGACCAAGACCGUCGAGCUGCACCUGGUGCACACCUUCGCGCACGACUUCUACGGUGCCCAGGUCAAGUUCCGGGUCCUGGGCUACAUUCGACCCGAGCUCGACUACACGUCUCGCGAUGCCCUCAUCGCAGACAUCCGCACCGACAUCGCGCUAGCGCAGCGGGCGCUCGCCCUGCCCGGCUACGCUCAGCAAAGCGAUUUCUAG